AUGAAGGGGAACAACAGGAGUAGCUUCUUGCCUGGCUGUCCAGUGGAGAUUCUGACUGGCAUUCCUGAGGGGACGAUUCUAACUGUGCAGCCCUUACAAGAGUCCACUGGCAACACCUUCCUGCAGGUUACCCCUACUGAUGGAGGCUCAUCCGCAAUAGUGUCCACAUCCAAACCUUUGGAUGCUGACUCUCUCGUGCAAUUAAACAGACGCACACUGCAGAUCAACGAUCUCAAUGAUAACACACCAGUCUUUCAGGGUGGUCCUUACAACAAGGAAAUCACUGAGGCUCUUGCAGUGGGUUCAUCAGUCCUUAGAGUAACAGCGGUGGAUGCUGACGCAACAAACGCCAACAACGUAGUCUCCUAUUCCAUCCAGGCUCCACAGCCACCCGAGUUUUCCAUUGACACCAGUGGGGUGAUCAAGCUGGUGGAUGAACUGAACUACAACGCCGCUACUAGCUACACAUUCACAGUCAUAGCACGGGACCCACCCGGUCUGACUGCCACCGCUGCUGUGACUGUGACAGUGGCCGACUAUGACGACUUGAACCCUUACUUUGACCACAACGUCUACACGGGCUCCAUAAUGGAGAACGGGGUGGGGGAAAUGACUUCUGUCCUGCCAGAGGCCAUCAAAGCCCAAGAUGGAGACAAGGGCAUCAACCAACCAGUGGUCUACAGCAUCACUUCAGUGGAUCCAAGUGAAUUCAGAGAUAAAGUGGACAUUGAUCCCAACACUGGUGUCAUCCUAGUGAUAAGGGCACUGGACCGAGAACAAGUAUCAUCUUUCAAUAUCCAAAUAAAGGCAGAGCAGAAUAACGAUCCUGCCAAAGCGGCUUACGCCUUAGUGGUGGUAAACGUGGGGGAUAGGAAUGAUAACCCCCCCGAGUUUGACAAGACCGCCUACAACGCAUCCAUUCCGGAAAAUUCUCCAAACGGCUACUUCGUCCUACAGACCAAAGUCACCGACAAAGACCUGGGAGGGUUUAUUGGGACGCUGCGCCUCAUCCCAGACACGGUGCCUUUUACCAUUAGCAAUGACGGCAUCAUCACAGUGAAGACAUCAGCUGACUUGGACCGAGAGACCAGCCCCAGCUUCACCUUCCAGGUGGAGGCGAGGGAGGAUGAGUCCCCUAACCAUACAGAGACGGCUGAUGUAGUGAUCACUCUUUCGGACGUCAACGACAACAGCCCACAGUUCAGCAGCAGCAAGUACGAGGGCAAAGUCUUCAGCAAUCAGACCGUCGGAAUGAACGUUGUCAAGGUGGAGGCGACUGACGCAGACGAGGGAGUGAACGGGGAGGUGACCUACUCCAUUGAUGCGGGUAACGAGGACGACCACUUCGCCCUUGAUGAGAACAGCGGGGACAUCACCUUGGCCAAGGUCAUCAUCCUGGAGGAUAACACAGUGAAGCGCUUCUCCUUGUAUGUCACGGCCAGAGAUGGUGGUGAGAUGUCCAGAGCAUCUUCAGCGCCGGUGGCCAUUCAGGCUCCCGGAAACUCCGAUCCCCAGUUUCUUGCAACGACGUACCAUGGUACAGUGGAGGAAGAGCAGAACCCUCCCAUAAACAUUGUCAAAGUCGCUUUCUAUUCUGUGGGCUCAGUUGUUCCAGUGACCCUGCAGGUGAACACCCACCAGGAUCUAUUCUCCAUUGACAACAACGGCGAGCUAUUCACUAAGGCCAAGCUCGACUACGAGGACCAGGCCAACUACACCGUAAGCAUCUCCCUGUCUGACGGAACCAAAUCCGACACGGCGGAGGUCAAAGUUCAGGUGCUGGACGUGAACGAUAACUCCCCCGUGUUUGUGGGCAACCCCUUUACGUUCACGCUGUCCGAGGAUGUGAAGCUCGGGACCAAUGUGACGGUGUUGACGGCCACGGACGCGGACUCCGGUUUCAACGGCGAGGUGCGCUACUCCAUUCAGGGCGGAGGUGGAAGUUUCGGAGUCGACCCCGAAACGGGACGCAUCACCGUGGACAAAGCCCUAGAUCGAGAGGAAGCAGAUGAGAUCACCUUCAAGGUCGUGGCCGCCGAUCAAGGUCGUCCGUCCCGCUCGGCCACCGCAGACGUGACAGUCACCGUUACGGACGUCAACGACAACAAUCCAGUCUUCGCUGUGGCGCAGCACUUCGUCACUGUGUCAGAGAUCGACGAGCCGGGUCUGGUACUGGUCAAACUCAACGCCACGGACGCGGACGAUGGCGUGAACGCGGCUGUCACAUACCUGAUCGCCAAGCAGGACCCCACGUCGGAACCACCGGCAUUCGCGGUGGACGCUGUCUCCGGAGAGCUGACGCUGACUACCAAGUUGGAUUUCGGCAACGCAACGCGCUACGUGCUGACGGUGGAGGCGGUGGACGGUGGAACGCCGACGCUGACGGGUAUCGCCACGGUGACGGUACAGGUGGAGGACGUGAACAACAACCCGCCAGAGUUCAGCCAGGAGCAGUACGACGUGGCCGUGCCGGAGAACCUGGCUGGAGGGGCCGUAGUGGUCUCAUUGGAGGUCACAGACAAGGAUAAGGAUGGUUUCUCCAAUGGCCAUUUCCUCAUGACGAGUGAUACCUUUAACAUCAACAAGAUGGGGGCCAUCUCUCUAAACAGCGACGCCACUCUGGACAGGGAGAGUCAGGACACCUACAUGUUACAGGUGGUGGCAGUGGACCAGCCUGUGGGCGGCCUGAGUGCGACGGCCCAGGUCAACAUCACCAUCACGGACAUCAACGACAACAACCCAGAGUUCCUCCCGCUGCCAGACCCCAUCGCCAUCGCCGAGGGCGACUACUCGCCGGCCGAGCCUGGCAUCGUGUGUGUCAUCGAGGCCGAGGACAAGGACGUAGGGGACAACGGGCGUGUGACACUGUCCACAUCAUCCAACCACACCUUCACGUUCAAGGAGGACGGGACUCUCAUAGCAGUGACUGAUCUGGACAGAGAAAAACAGGAUUCAUACGACCUAGUCAUCGUCGCCACGGACCAUGGCAAGCCUCAGAGACAGACUGUCACCAACAUCAGAGUCACUGUCACUGACGUGAAUGACAACGACCCAGUGUUCAGCAUGGAGACGUACUCCAAGAGUAUCCUGGCCAAGGACGCCAAGAAGGGGGACCUGGUGCUGACCAUCGCAGCCACGGAUAAGGACGCCGGGAACAACUCUCUCAUCACAUACAGUAUCACUGAUGGAGCCUCGGAGUACAUCAGCCUCGACCCUGACAGCGGUGACCUUGUCUUGACCUCUGACCUUGCUGGCAUCACAGAGGACAUGCUGCUCAACAUCACGGCACAGGCCCAGGACCAGGGCAAGCCUCCACGCUCAUCUACAGCCACCGUCCUCAUCUUCAUCCGCACGGUAAGCUUGGAGGACGGCCUGGCUUUUUCCCGCCCCACCUACAACUUCAGCGUCCUGGAGCACAUGCUCAGCGGCAGCGAGGUGGGAGUGGUGCUGGCAUCCUCUGGCAGCCCCCUCUUCACCGUCAGCUACACCCUGAAGACCCACCAGGACGCGUUCUCCAUUGACAGUUCCGGGUUGAUUCUGACCCGCGUCGAGCUGGACAUGGAGACCGAGGCGCUGUAUGUGUUGUCUGUGGAGGCCAAUGAUACCAGGACGCCACCUAACACCGCCCUCACAGUGGUGACAGUUCAGGUAAAGAAUGUGAACGAGGUUCCAGUGUUUGACAACAAGACCUACAAGGCAGAGAUCUUCAGCAAUGCUCCCUUUAAAACACCUGUCGUCCAAGUCAAGGCCACAGACCCUGACGUGGGGGACAUGCUGCAGUAUUCCCUGGUGGAGCCCAACUCCAUGUUUGAUAUAGAGCCCUCUAGUGGCCAGGUGUAUGUAGUGUCGCUGGAAGGAGAGAGCGGGAAAGAAACCCUGGAGGUCAAAGCUGAAGACAAACAUGGACUGUAUGCCACAGCUACAGUGGAGGUGACAGUGAAUGAAGUGGAGGACACCAACGUCGUGGUCAUCUCCCUCAACCAGCCAAUCAACGCAGUGGAGAAGAAAGCACCAGAGCUGGAGCAAGUUCUUGGCUGGACCGUCAGGAUAGUCAGCAUCAGCACCAGCAACGGUGGUGCAAGUGACCGCAGCGCUCCCAUUGGUCGAGAAUCCAGGACGUAUGUCAGCUUUGUCGCCAUGGAUACCAGUGGCACUGCCAUAACCGCCGAGAAAGUCAAAAGCAAGUUGACGGAGGAGGAGGAGCAGGUCCAGUCGGAGCUGGAGAAGGUGUUUGGCUCUGACCUAGAGCACGAGGUGGAGAGGGGCCCUGGGGAGAGCGUCUCCAACCCCAUGCAGAUCGCCGUCAUCGCCCUCAGCGUCCUGCUGGGUCUGAGUAUUGUGGGAAUCAUAGUCCUGACCGUGGUCUCUGUCAAAAAAUCAUCAGGGAAAGUGAAUCCAGCAAACUCUGCUCAGUCGAGUCCGCAGAGCCAGAGGAGAGCGUCCAAGGUCUCUAAGCGAGAGGACAACACCAGUGAAGAGGGAAGCGACACAGAUCGACUUUAA
Molecule: messenger RNA, 4503 nt
Organism: Engraulis encrasicolus (European anchovy)
Lineage: Eukaryota; Metazoa; Chordata; Actinopteri; Clupeiformes; Engraulidae
Product: protocadherin Fat 4
Exons: 28
Coding region: 1-4503 (1500 amino acids)
Biological process (GO): calcium-dependent cell-cell adhesion; adherens junction organization; cell-cell junction assembly
Cellular component (GO): plasma membrane; adherens junction; catenin complex
Molecular function (GO): cadherin binding; calcium ion binding
Source: RefSeq, a predicted model, not a curated record